Messenger RNA from Arachis ipaensis, 1038 nucleotides. The record is from RefSeq and is a predicted model, not a curated record. NCBI's taxonomy places the organism in Eukaryota, Viridiplantae, Streptophyta, Magnoliopsida, Fabales, Fabaceae.
UGAUACCCCUCUAGCAUCAUCAUCUAUAGUGUUCUUUAGCCCUGCUGGGUAGUGUCUAUGAAAUGAAAUCCAAUGCAUGCUUGUAAACUCUCCAGGAAUUCCACUAACUUUUGUGACUCUUGGAUUGAACAACUGUCAUGUUUGGAAAAAGGCUAUGUGGUGCGUAUUAAAAUCCAUGAAUAAGGUAAAAUUUGUAGAUGACUCAAUUAAGAGACCGGCAUUGAAUGAUUCACUGUUUGAUGCAUGGGAGAGAUGUAAUAGCCUGAUAUCUUGAAUUAGUUUGUCAUCGAGUCCAGAGAUUGCUCUGAGUGUGAUGUGGUUUGAUACUGCAGUUGAUUUGUGGUGUGAUUUGAAGUAUAGAUUUUAUCAGGAAGAUAUUUUCAGGAUAGCUGAAUUGGAGGAAGAGUUGUUUGCUGUGAAACAAGGAGAUUUUUCAGUCACUGUCUACUUCACGAAAUUUCCUCCUCUUGAUGAACCCUGUUUCCAGCAGCAUCUUCAAUGUGAUGUCUCCACAAUGCUGGAUAUUAGAGAAGCUAACAAGUUUCCUAUGGCACUUCCCAAGCUGAACAAAGCUGCAGCAAUGCUUGACAUGCUUCUUGAAAACUCAGUAAACUACCAAGUCCAAGAAGCAGAAGAACAAGCCAAUUCCCAUUCUAUUCUUAGCACUUAUCCUAACUGGUUUUCCUCUAAGUUUUGAUGCCAAGGGAAUGAUGAGACGGUCAUAAACACCAUCAGUUAUGAAAACUGAGAUCAUAAUGAAGAAGGAAAAGAGCCUGCUGGGAUUUGGAAGCUUGAAGUUAUGUACCUGUUCAUGGUUUUAGCUUGUAGCAAAAAAAAUGAGCUUUUGCUACUGCUUAUUGAUAACAUGAAACUGCUACUCCAUAGGGGAAUUACCUUUAUUAUGGCCUUCAAUUCUUCCACUUGCUCUAUUGUGCAAACACUCCAUGAAGUAUUAUUAUUGUUAUUAGUGAUGAUGCAAGCUUUAUUCAGAAACCUGAAAUACAAAGUUUCACUUCAAGGGUUGGCUAUAAUUAUUAA